ACAAGAUGCAGAGAAGAAGCUGGAAGGAAAAAGCUCUGAGCUGCCACAAACAACCCACAAGAAUUGCAUUUAUAUUAAUAAAAAAAAAAAAGAAAAAAAGGAAAAAAAAAUGUGGGUGUUGAUGAGUAAGACAGCAUUAUUAUUUUCUUUUUGAUUGUGGCCAAAAUGCCAAUGUUUUCUUAUUUCUGCUCAUUAAAAAUCCAUUAGUUGCUUGAAUAACACCUCAACUUUCCAUGCUCUCUCUGUCUUCUUACACAAAAACGAAAUCCCACGCGCCGACACACACUCUCUCUCUCUUUCUCUCUCUCCCCAUUUCGCACCAACACAUCUCCUCGAUAGGAAAACCGGCUUCUCGCUUCAUUCCCUGCUUGUCGUUUUUUGUUGUAUCAACAAAUAAAACCAAAAUACUCUCUUUCUCUCAAAUGGGUUGCUUAGGCGUGGGUUACCAGCCAAAUCUGGAGUGACCCAUGUUAUGUUUAUCUGCCCAUUUGAGCAAGAUAUCUUCACCAUAGCCCAUUUCGUUUUGGUCUCUGUGUGUUCUUUAAUACUCCUCUAAUAGCAAGUUUCUCUAUACUCGUUUUCUCUGUGCACCAUUUCUUUUCCUCUUUUAAUCUGGCCUCGCCCAGUUGGGCACUGACACUGGAGGUGGCUUAAAACCAGGCCUUUUGUUCAUUGCUCAUCAUCAUGGAGGGAGAAACAUCAUGGAUCAAUGAUUGCUUUGAUGAUGUGGCAAGAGACAUUGGUGAGUUUGAGUCAUUCUCAGAGCUCAGUGAUGAAGCCAAUAAAGAAAUUAAUGCAGUUUCUGUUGAUUUAAUCUUGCCUGAUGAUCUGUUGGAACGGAUUAUAGCGUAUCUUCCCAUUGCUAGCAUCUUUAGAGCAGGUUCUGUGUGUAAAAGAUGGCGUGAGAUUGUUAGUUCAAGGAGGUUUUUAUGGAAUUUCUCGCAUGUCCUUUCACAAAAACCUUGGUAUUUUAUGUUUACAAGCUCUGAUGAACCUGUUGGCCAUGCCUAUGAUCCAAUCCUCAGAAAGUGGUAUGGCAUCGAUCUCCCCUGCAUUGGGACAUCCAGUUGGUUUGUUACUUCAUCUCAUGGUUUAGUUUGCUUCAUGGAUAACGACAGCCAAAGUGAAUUAUAUGUUUGCAACCCUGUCACCAAAUGCUGCAAGCAGCUUGUGGAGCCUCCAGGUUUAAAAAUUGCUGAUUACAGUGCACUUGCAAUAUCAGUGAACAGUAUGUCACAUGGAUAUACUGUCUCAAUUGUGAAGUCUAAGCAAGUCCCAGGAAAUUUUUUUCAAUGGGAUCUUUCUAUUUAUACUUAUGAUUCCGAAACAAGGAUGUGGGUCGCCUCUUGGACAGAGGUUUUGACAGGGUGGAGAAGCGGCGACGAGAGCGUGAUCUGUGAUGGGGUUUUGUAUAUUUUGAUUUACUCAACUGGGGGUGGCACACCAGAGAAUCGCCAUGGUCUAAUUACAUAUAAUCUCUCCAGCAGAUCUUCCCAUGGCUUAUUGAUAAGGAGUUUCAUUCCAGUACCUUGCCCUCUAACUUGUGGACGGCUGAUGAAUUUGAAGGAGAAGCUAGUGAUGGUGGGAGGAAUUGGUAAACAAGACCGGCCUGACAUAAUUAAGGGGAUUGGGAUUUGGGUCCUAAAUGGUAAGGAAUGGCAAGAGAUUGCUCGCAUGCCUCACAAGUUUUUCCAAGGAUUUGGGGAGUUUGAUGAUGUUUUUGCUAGCAGUGGCACAAAUAAUCUUAUAUAUGUCCAGAGCUAUGGGGCUCCAGCUCUGCUUGUUUUUGACAUGAACCAGAAACAAUGGAAGUGGUCACUGAAGUGCCCAGUGACAAAGAGGUUCCCGCUUCAGCUUUUUACUGGUUUUUGCUUUGAACCUAGGCUUGAGAUUGAGCCAUAAUUUGUUUCUUCUUGAAUUUAAUGUCGUGGUGAUGAUGACAAAUUUGUCUGGUAGUCCCAUAUUUUCCUUUUUGUUUGUUUUGGCCCUUAUUUUCAAUCAUUAUGAAAUCUGUUCUGGAAAAGUUUACACAAAAUGUAAUGGCAGAAAGAGCUGCUUAUUCUGAAAAAGGGAAUACUAUUCUUUGCAUUGGGAAAUACCUAAUUUAUAAAUACAACUUUGUCACUGUUUUCUGUUCA
Molecule: messenger RNA, 2138 nt
Organism: Hevea brasiliensis (rubber tree)
Lineage: Eukaryota; Viridiplantae; Streptophyta; Magnoliopsida; Malpighiales; Euphorbiaceae
Product: F-box/kelch-repeat protein At3g61590
Exons: 2
Coding region: 685-1902 (405 amino acids)
Molecular function (GO): protein binding
Source: RefSeq, a predicted model, not a curated record